This is a messenger RNA of Galeopterus variegatus (Sunda flying lemur), 4128 nucleotides long. It is a transcript of the gene NYAP1, whose product is annotated as neuronal tyrosine-phosphorylated phosphoinositide-3-kinase adaptor 1. NCBI's taxonomy places the organism in Eukaryota, Metazoa, Chordata, Mammalia, Dermoptera, Cynocephalidae. Gene Ontology annotation, biological process: neuron projection morphogenesis; phosphatidylinositol 3-kinase/protein kinase B signal transduction. The record is from RefSeq and is a predicted model, not a curated record. The transcript is spliced from 8 exons. The coding region runs from base 149 to 2680 and encodes 843 amino acids.
UCCUCCUCCCUCCUCCUGCUCCGGGCGGAGCCCGGCAUGGGGGGGCCGGCGCCCGACAGGCCAGUGGAUCCGGGACCCAGGGAGGGCCACCCCCCGGGCCUGGUGGCACUGAGCAGGGCCGCCCAGCCCCCACCUGCUGCCCCACGACAUGAACCUCCUCUACCGAAAGACCAAGCUGGAGUGGAGGCAGCACAAGGACGAGGAGGCCAAGAGGAGCUCCAGUAAGGACGUGGCCCCCGCAGGCCCGGCAGCGGGGCCUGGGGCUGGCGCAGGGCCUGGGGUCCGUGUACGGGACAUCGCCUCACUGCGCCGCUCCCUCAGGAUGGGCUUCAUGACGAUGCCCGCCUCCCAGGAGCACACCCCACACCCCUGCCGCAGCGCCAUGGCCCCACGCUCCCUCUCCUGCCACUCGGUGGGCAGCAUGGACAGUGUGCCGGGUGGACCUGGGGGGGGCGGUGGGGGUCUCACCGAGGACAGCAGCACCCGAAGACCCCCAGCGAAGCCCCGGAGACACCCCAGCACCAAGCUCAGCAUGGCAGGGUCAGGAGCAGAGACACCCCCUGGCAAGAAAGCAGGCUUACAGAAGCCAACCCCAGAAGGACGAGAGUCCAGCCGGAAGGUUCCUCCACAGAAGCCCAGGCGAAGCCCCAACACCCAGCUCUCUGUCUCCUUCGAUGAGUCCUGCCCCCCAGCCCCGUCUCCUCGAGGGGGGAACCUGCCCCUUCAGCGCCUCAGUAGGGGGUCCCGGGUAGCUGGGGACCCUGAUGUGGGUGCCCAGGAAGAAGAGCCUGUGUACAUUGAGAUGGUGGGGGAUGUCUUCAGGGGAGGAGGACGAAGCGGGGGCUUGACAGCACCUCUUCUUGGGGGUGGAGGCCCGACCCCUCCAGCUGGCACUGACUCGGACUCAGAAGAGAGUGAGGCCAUAUAUGAGGAGAUGAAGUACCCACUUCCCGAAGAGGCAGGGGAAGGCCGGGCCAACGGGGCUGCUCCAUUGAUGGCAACCUCCCCACCACAACAGCCUCAUGCCCUUCAGCCCCACACCCACCGCCGCCCAGCUUCAGCCCUCCCGAGCAGAAGGGACGGGACGCCCACCAAGACUACUUGUGAAAUCCCCCCACCCUUCCCCAACCUCCUUCAGCACCGCCCUCCACUCCUGGCCUUCCCCCAAGCCAAGUCUGCUUCCCGAACCCCUAGUGAUGGGGUCUCGAGGCUACCAGUCCUCUGCCACUCCAAGGAGCCAGCUGGCUCCACCCCAGCUCCCCAAGUGCCUGCACGGGAGCGGGAGACACCUCCCCCACCGCCUCCACCUCCUGCUGCCAACCUGCUGCUGCUGGGACCAUCGGGCCGGGCCCGGAGCCACUCGACACCGUUGCCACCCCAGGGCUCUGGCCAGCCCCGGGGGGAGCGGGAGCUCCCCAACUCACACAGCAUGAUCUGCCCCAAGGCAGUGGGGGUGCCGGCAGCCCCUGCUGCCCCAGCCGCCUUGCUCCCCGGUCCCCCCAAGGACAAGGCCGUGUCUUACACCAUGGUGUACUCGGCAGUCAAGGUGACCACGCACUCCGUCCUGCCAGCUGGUCCACCCCUGGGUGCUGGGGAGCCAAAGACAGAGAAGGAGAUCUCAGUCCUUCAUGGGAUGCUGUGUACCAGCUCAAGGCCCCCUGUGCCAGGGAAGUCCAGCCCCCACAGCGGGGCCAUGGGUACAGCAGCUGGGGUCUUCCACCACCGCGGCUGCCUGGCCUCCCCCCACGGCCUUCCAGACCCAACUGCAGGCCCCCUGACUCCCCUCUGGACCUACCCAGCUGCAGCAGCUGGGCUCAAGAGACCCCCUGCCUAUGAGAGCCUCAAGGCUGGGGGGGUGCUGAAUAAGGGCUGUGGAGUGGGGGCCCCACCCCCCAUGGUCAAGAUCCAGCUGCAGGAGCAAGGGACUGAUGGGGGUGCCUUUGCCAGCAUCUCCUGCGCCCACAUCAUCGCCAGUGCAGGGUCACCAGAGGAAGAAGAGGAGGAGAUGGGCACCACAACAUUUGGGGCAGGCUGGGCUCUGCAGAGGAAAGUCCUGUAUGGAGGGAGGAAGGCAAAGGAGCUGGACACAGAGGUUGAGGACAGUGCCCGGGCCUGGAAUGGCAGUGCUGAGGGUCCAGGCAAGGUGGAACGUGAGGACAGGGGCCCUGUGACAUCAGGGAUCCCAGUAAGGAGCCAGGGGGCAGAGGGCCUGCUGGCCAGGAUCUACCACGGAGGGGACCGAGCAGGGAGCCGCACAGCGCUGCCCAUACCCUGCCAGACCUUCCCUGCCUGCCACCGCAAUGGAGACUUCACCGGAGGCUACCGCCUGGGUCGCUCCGCCUCCACCUCCGGAGUCCGGCAGGCCGCGCUCCACACGCCCCGGCCCUGCAGCCAGCCCAGGGAUGUCCCGAGCCAGACCCACCCCGCGCUGCCGCUGCCGCUGCCGCUGCCACUGCCGCCGCAGCCGGCCCGCGAGCGCGACGGCAAGCUGCUGGAGGUGAUCGAGCGCAAGCGCUGCGUGUGCAAGGAGAUCAAGGCGCGCCACCGCCCCGACCGGGGCCUCUGCAAGCAGGAGAGCAUGCCUAUCCUCCCCAGCUGGCGGCGGGGGCCCGAGCCCCGCAAGGCCGGCACCCCGCCCUGCCGCCGGCAGCACACGGUCCUCUGGGACACUGCCAUCUGAGGAGCGCGGGAGGCCGGGGAGUGGACUGGGGAGCGGGGCGGGGCAUGCCCGGCUCUCCCGGGAGACUUGCCUUGAAAGACUGAAGGACCAGGGAGAGAGAGCCAGGGAGAACCCCUCCCCUCCACCCUAGUCCCCCAAGACGGGGACUCUGCCAAGCCUUUCAGCCUUGGGGUGCCAACAGCACCAAUAAAUCUGGGGGAGGAGGAGCGUUCGCUUGACGUUGGGGGUGAGUCACUCCUGCUCUCUCCCCACCAAGAGGUAGACUCCUUCUGAGAGAGCCGAGACCAAGCCAGAGGUCAGCAUGGGGAAAGAGGGAAGGAGGGAAGGGUUCAGGAGGAAGAAGGGGGGGUGGGACAAAUGAAGGAGAGAGACUAGAGUGAGAGGUAGAAGAGCUCUUUUAUAGAGUGGGGAGUAAGGGAGGGCUAUUUAUUUUGUUAUUUAUUUUAAUCUGGAGGGCAAUUCUGGGCCUACUCCUGAGCAGGGAGUGAAGAAUCAAGGCCAAGUUUCCACUCCCAAUGCCAAUGUCCAAAGGCCCACCAUCCACGCCCACCCCAAAGCUAGGGAGGGUCUGCAUGGGGAGUGGAAUGAGAAAAGGAAGGGGCUCAGGUAAACAGAGGGCAGAAAACUAUUUACAGUAUUUACAAUUUGCCAGAAUUUGGUAGUGAGCGUGGCCUGCUCUGAAACAGGCAUCUUACUUAGUUCUGGGGUGAGGGUCUAGUGCCAGGGAUGGGCGGGGUGAUGGGGAAGGAGGGAAAUUUUAGUGGGUGGGGGGUGGGCAGGGUAUUUAUUUAAAUCAAAAAACAAAAAAACAGAAGAGAUGUCAAGACCUUUUUUUUAAUUCCUUUCUUUUCAGAAUAAUAUAUUAAAAGACUAAUGAUCCUAGAGCUGGCUUCUUCUAUUUCACAGUGUACUCUGCCGUUCUUACUCUCGCUUCUUUUUCCAUCUUGCCCUUGGUUGGUGGGAGUUGCAGGUUCUGUGUAGGGGGUGAGUAGCUGUGGCCAGUAACAUAGGGAGAGGUGGAGUCUCAGGUAAGCCUUGGGGAAUGUCACCAUGCAGUGAAUCUGUAAGCAUUUAUUGAGUAUCUAAUGUGUUCUUAGCAAUGCACUGAUGUAGAAGGAAUAUUGAGACAUGAAGUUUGCCCUCAAGCACCUUAUAGUCUACUCAAGGGGAUGAAACACACAAGACAACAGUAGCCUAUGCUGCAGGAGUAAGAGAGGGAGAGGGCUGGAAUCAUCCAAGAAGGCUACCUGGAAAGUGAGCCUAAAAGGACAGCUGGCCGCUAUGGGCAUCCGAACCUGUGGCCUUGGUGUCAUAAGGCUGUGCUCUAACCAAUUGAACUAACCGGCCAACCCAAGAGAUGUUUUUAAGUGAUAUGAAGAAGAACAUUAUUUAAAACUUUAAUAGUUUUGUGUUUAUUUUCAUUCAUAUUAGAAAAGUUAUAACCAGCA